Molecule: messenger RNA, 4702 nt
Organism: Cavia porcellus (domestic guinea pig)
Lineage: Eukaryota; Metazoa; Chordata; Mammalia; Rodentia; Caviidae
Gene: Sh3bp4
Product: SH3 domain binding protein 4
Exons: 5
Coding region: 215-3109 (964 amino acids)
Cellular component (GO): cytoplasm
Molecular function (GO): protein binding
Source: RefSeq, a predicted model, not a curated record
GGGGCCGAUCGCGCGGGGCGCUGGCCGCGCACCCGGCCCCUCACCGCCGCCAGUGCCGCCGCCUCCGUCCCAGCCGGCGCGGUGCCUCCCGGAGCCGCGCGCGCCCCCGCCGGGCGGGCCCGGGACGCCAAGAACGGCGCUGCAGCCAGGAGGAAGCACGGUGGAGGAGGAGGAGGCAUGAGACCUUAGCGCCCAGGCAGGCAGGCGGUCUAGGAUGGCGGCCCAGCGGAUCCGGGCAGCCAACUCCAGCGGCCUCCCCCGAUGCAAGUCGGAGGGAACCCUGAUCGACCUGAGCGAGGGGUUUUCAGAGACGAGCUUUAAUGAUGUCAAAGUGCCUUCUCCCAGUGCCUUGCUCACGGACAACCCCACACCUUUCGGCAAUGCCAAGGAGGUGAUCGCCAUCAAGGACUACUGCCCCACCAACUUCACCACCCUGAAGUUCUCCAAGGGUGACCAUCUGUAUGUGCUGGACGCCUCUGGCGGUGAGUGGUGGUACGCUCACAACACCACCGAGAUGGGCUACAUCCCCUCGUCCUACGUGCAGCCCUUGAACUACCGGAACUCCACCCUGAGCGACAGCGGCAUGAUCGACAAUCUUCCUGACAGUCCGGACGAGGUGGCCAAGGAGCUGGAUCUGCUUGGGGGAUGGACGGACGACCAGAAGGAAUCAGGCAAAGCCUACAGUAAUAACCCCUUCUGGAGCGGGGUCCAGACGAACCCGUUUCUGAAUGGGAACGUGCCAGUGGGGGCCGGCUUGGAUGAGCUGAACCCCAGAAGUACUGUGGAUCUGUUGCUUUUCGAUACUGGCACCUCCUCAUUCACAGAAUCCAGCUCAGCCACCACCAACAGCACCGGCAAUAUCUUUGAUGAACUCCCAGCCACAAACGGACUCCACGGGGAGCUGCCCGUCAGGCGGGACAACCCUUUCUUCAGAAGCAAGCGUUCCUACAGCCUGUCAGAGCUCUCCGUCCUGCAGGCCAAGUCAGACACUCCUGCCACAUCGAGUUUCUUUACAGGCUUGAAAUCACCUGCCCCUGAGCAAUUUCAGAGCCGGGAGGAUUUUCGAACUGCGUGGUUAAACCACCGGAAGUUGGCCCGGUCUUGCCACGACUUGGACCUGCUGGGCCAGAGCCCUGGGUGGGGCCAGACUCAGGCUGUGGAGACGAACAUCGUGUGCAAGCUGGACAGCUCUGGGGGCGCCGUGCAGCUGCCAGACACCAACAUCAGCAUCCACGUGCCCGAAGGCCAUGUGGCCCCCGGGGAGACGCAACAGAUCUCCAUGAAGGCCCUUCUGGAUCCCCCACUGGAGCUCAACAGUGACAAGUCCAGCAGCAUCAGCCCCGUGCUGGAGGUCAAGCUCAGCAACCUGGAGGUGAACACCUUCCUCAUCCUGGAGAUGAAGGUGUCUGCCGAGGUCAAAAGCGACGUCUUCAGCAGAAGCACCGUGGGCCUCCAGUGCCUGAGGAGCGAUGUGAAGGAGGGGCCCUACGUGCCCAUCCCCCUCAGCUACAGCUAUGGGGACACGGUCCAGGUGCAGCUGGACAGCUUAGAGCCCUGCAUGUACCUGGCUGUCGUGGCCCACGGCCCCAGUAUCAUCUACCCCUCCACCGUGUGGGACUUCAUCAAUAAGAAGGUCACCGUGGGCCUGUAUGGUCCCAAACACAUCCACCCGUCCUUUAAGACAGUGGUGACCAUCUUUGGGCACGACUGUGCUCCCAAGACCCUGCUGGUCAGUGAAGUCACCCGGCAGGCCCCCAGCCCUGCCCCCGUGGCGCUGCAGCUAUGGGGGAAACACCAGUUCAUCCUGGCCCGGCCCCAGGACCUCAAAGUCUGUAUGUUUUCCAACAUGACCAACUACGAGGUCAAGGCCAGCGAGCAGGCCAAAGUGGUGAGAGGCUUCCAGAUGAAGCUGGGCAAGGUGAGCCGCCUCAUCUUCCCCAUCGCCUCGCAGAACCCCAGUGAGCUGUCUGACUUCACAUUGAGGGUGCAGCUCAAAGACGAGCAGGAAGCCAUCCUGACCCAAUUCUGCGUGCAGACGCCGCAGCCGCCCCCCAAAAGUGCCAUCAAGCCAUCGGGGCAGAGGCGGUUUCUUAAAAAGAAUGAGGUGGGCAAGAUCAUCCUGUCCCCCUUCGCCACCACCACCACCAGGUACCCCACCUUUCAGGACCGCCCCGUGUCCAGCCUCAAGUUCGGCAAGCUGCUGAAGACGGUGGUACGGCAGAACAAGAACCAAUACCUGCUGGAGUACAAGAAGGGCGACGUGGUGGCCCUGCUCAGCGAGGAGCGGAUCCGGCUGCGGGGCCAGCUGUGGACCAAGGAGUGGUACAUCGGCUACUGCCAGGGCAAGGUGGGCCUGGUGCAUGCCAAGAAUGUGCUGGUGGUCGGCAAGGCCCGGCCCAACCUGUGCCCAGGGCCCGAGCUGAGCACAUCGGUGCUGCUGGAGCAGAUGCUGCGGCCCUGCAAGUUCCUCACCUACAUCUACGCCUCGGUGCGCACACUGCUCAUGGAGAACGUGAGCAGCUGGCGUGCCUUUGCCGACGCCCUGGGCUACGGCGGCCUGCCGCUCACCUCCUUCUGCCGGGCUGAGCUGGACAGCGAGCCCGAGCGGGUGGCGUCCGUCCUGGAGAAACUGAAGGAAGACUGCAACAACCCCGACCACAAGGACCGCAAGUCCUUCCAGAAGGAGCUGGUGAUGGCCUUGCUGAAGAUGGACUGUCAGGGCCUGGUGGUCAGGCUCAUCCAGGACUUCGUGCUGCUGACCACAGCCGUGGAGGUGGCGCAGCGCUGGAGGGAGCUGGCCGAGAAGCUGGCCAAGGUGUCCAAGCAGCAGAUGGAUGCAUACGAGUCCCCCCACCGUGACCGGAACGGGGUGGUGGACAGUGAGGCCAUGUGGAAACCCGCCUAUGACUUCUUACUCACCUGGAGCCACCAGGUUGGGGACAGCUACCGGGACGUCAUCCAGGAGCUGCAUCUGGGCUUGGACAGGAUGAAGAGCCCCAUCACCAAGCGCUGGAAGCACCUCACGGGCACGCUCAUCCUCGUCAACUCGCUGGAUGUCCUACGGGCAGCCGCCUUCAGCCCCAUGGACCACGAUGACUUUGUGAUCUGAGCAUGCGUCCGUCCCGCUGCACCCAGGACCCUGAGCCCUGGACCUGCACAAGCCCUGGCACCUGCGCUGGAUUGGUCGACACCGUGUACCCUGGCCACCCUGGGGCCCAGGACCCAGGUUGUUCCACAAUCCUGCCUGGGAGUUUCCUCUGCAGGUCAUUGCCAAUCAAUAGCUUUCUAUCUGUUGAAGUGUACAUUUAAAUUUCAGAUCAUUUUUAGAAAAAAAGAAAAAAGGAAAAAAAAAGGACUGGGGAGGGCCGAGUGAAAGGUGAUCUCUCAUUUUAUAAUGGACCAUGAAGGUUAAGGAAAAAACAAACUUAGUAGGCAGAUGCUGCUGAGUUUUUAUGUUGUUUAAAGACCUUUUAAAUUAUGUGACGGGUGUAUAUAAGUAUUUAAAGGCCGCAGGGCAUUGCUGGCUCUUGACCACACCAGACAGCAGAUGGCAUGGGCAGGUUGAUGCUCAGCGGCCGGGCACAGUCACGCGUGCCCUCCCCGAAGGUCCCUGGGCCCCCCUUAUUUUUCUCACCUUCCUCCCUUUGCCUCCUGCUGUUUCCCUGGCCAUCCACAGAACGCGGGAGCUGCGGUGAGAUUUUGUGGGCAGCUAAACCCCAGCGGCAACACUAGGCACUUUGCCCUGUGUCCACCUCCCAAUGAGACAGCGCCUGGGGCCAUUACCUGUGCGGAGAGGGGAGCGGGUCCUACAGCGCUAGGCUGCCGUGGGUGCCCUCCUUGGCUGGGAGGGCGUGCCCAGCCAUGUCCCCUACAAGGCAGAACAGAAGCCAACCUGCCUUUCUCUCACCCACACAGAGACUGUGACUGAGGUCAUGUGCCCUGAGCCAGGGCUCGUUCUCAGACUCUGCAUCCCAUCUCCUCCGGGUCCACCCAGGCCUCCUUGGCAAGGAGCCGUGGCAGGGAGACCGCUUAAGUCUUCUGCUAUCAAAAGUGUUGCCCAUGUUACAUCUGGAGCUCGGUUGCCUUGGUAACCUGUCCAGCAAGGGCUCACCUUGAAUCUGCUGUGGAUUCUGCAGUCGCACCAUGGUUGUGACAUCUGAGAAAGGCAGCCCGAGGCAGGACUGGUGACCAUUGGAUCGGCAGAGUGGGGCGACUCCAGUCAUGAGCAGGACAUGUGUUUGUCUGCAGGGGUGUGGGGGUCCCCAAAUCUGGAGUUCUUAAACUGCUCCUUCGCAGCAUGUUAAUGAGCUAGGCGGGUCUGUGUGUGUGUGUGUGUGUGUGUGUGUGUGUGUGUGUGUGUGUGUGUGUGUAUGAGCGAACCGUCGUUGGGCUGAAACAUUGCCCUGUAGCUGCCAAGUCAGACAUCGAAGACCAGACAACAACGAGCAAAACACUACACAUCCUAUGCUGCAAGAACCGAGUCCACGGUCCCCGUCAUUACACAGGACCCCCAACUCUGCUUCUCCUCAGUUCUGCCCAGAGAGCCACCCUCCCCCUUUCCCCAAAGAAGAAACCAGUUGCACCUUAAUUAAACCAUGGAUCUUUUUCCUCAGGGGCUUUGAAAUAGUUUCCUAUGCAACAUGUCUUGUAGCACAAAUUAAAUUCUACAAAAGUUGCAGUAAAUUUUAUCAGGCUAUUUUAA